AGGCAAAAGCUAAGAAUGGGGGAAAGAAAAGUUGUGAAUAAAUACUAUCCUCCAGAUUUCGAUCCGUCUAAAAUACCACGAAGAAGAAGAAAAAUAGGGCAACAAAUUAAGGUUCGAAUGAUGUUACCCAUGAAUGUUCGUUGUAAAACUUGUGGGACUUACAUAUACGAAGGAACCAAAUUUAAUUCCAAGAAAGAAGAUGUUAUUGGGGACACAUAUUUGGGUCUGAACAAAUUUAGAUUCUACUUAAAGUGCACUAAUUGUUCGGCUGAGUUAGUGAUCGUGACGGAUCCACAGAACAAUGAUUACGAAGCUGAAGCUGGUGCUACACGAAAUUUUGAGCCAUGGCGAGAUCAAGGACUGGAAGAGCAGCCUCCAUCGGCAUAUCUCGAGAACAGAAUGUUGGACUCGAAACGGGAAGAGGACAUGUUGGCAACCCUUGAUGAGUUGAAAUCUAUGAAGUCGAGGCAGGGUAAAGUAACUGUUGAUUCAAUGCUAGCGGCCACGCAGCGCCGAGCUGAGGCCGAGGCCGAGCAGAUGCAGAUGCAGCAGGACCAGGAAGAGGAUGAGGCCCUUAUUCGUUCAAUAUUUCAGGUACGAAAGAUUCAUGAUGAUGAUGAUCUUAGUGUGAAAAAACGCAAACUUUGUGAUCAAGUAGCUAGUAUUAAACCACCAACAAUCACGUUCAAUGUGACAAAGAAACAAGUUAAUGGCCUGCAGUUACUUUGUCAAUAUGUUGAUGAUGAUGAAUAAUUAAGCAUAUUGACUAAUUACAUGGGAAUUGAACGUACAAUUUUUCAGAUUUGGAUUUAAAGAUAAUACUACUUGUUUGUUAGUGUAAGAAUAAUGUUAAUAAUUUUUGUUUGUAUGACAUACUCUUGAUGAUUUUCUAAGUUGCAAGUCUCGAAUUAUAUGAUUUUUAAGUUUGUUAGAUCGUCAAAAAUAUGAACAUAUAUAACAUUUGAUACAUGGUAGUCUGAUAUUAGUUUAGAUUCUGGCCGGUAAUUGAUACAUGCUACUAGGUGUCAAUUUAUUUUUU
Messenger RNA from Beta vulgaris subsp. vulgaris (sugar beet), 1039 nucleotides. RefSeq lists its product as uncharacterized. Gene Ontology annotation, biological process: mRNA splicing, via spliceosome. Bases 16 to 753 code for a protein of 245 amino acids. Gene Ontology annotation, cellular component: U2-type catalytic step 1 spliceosome. The transcript has a single exon. Lineage: Eukaryota; Viridiplantae; Streptophyta; Magnoliopsida; Caryophyllales; Amaranthaceae. The record is from RefSeq and is a predicted model, not a curated record.